AAGGGCCCCUGGGCGCCCGAGGAGGACGCGCUCGUCGUCGAGCUCGUGGAGCGCCACGGGCCCAAGAAGUGGUCCACGAUCGCCGCGCACCUGCCCGGGCGCGUGUCGAAGCAGUGCCGCGAGCGCUGGCACAACGUCCUCGACCCGGAGAUCUCGAAGCAGCCGUGGUCCGCCGCUGACCGGGAGAUCGUCGCCGCGCACGCGAAGCUCGGCAACCGCUGGGCGGAGAUCGCCAAGCUGCUGCCGGGCCGCACGGACAACGCCAUCAAGAACCACUGGAACUCGUCGAUCAAGCGGUCCAUC
Aureococcus anophagefferens is the source of this 303-nucleotide messenger RNA. RefSeq lists its product as hypothetical. The annotation marks the transcript as partial. The transcript is spliced from 2 exons. Gene Ontology annotation, molecular function: DNA-binding transcription factor activity, RNA polymerase II-specific; RNA polymerase II cis-regulatory region sequence-specific DNA binding. Gene Ontology annotation, cellular component: nucleus. The record is from RefSeq and is a predicted model, not a curated record. NCBI's taxonomy places the organism in Eukaryota, Pelagophyceae, Pelagomonadales, Pelagomonadaceae. Gene Ontology annotation, biological process: regulation of DNA-templated transcription.